Messenger RNA from Marasmius oreades (fairy-ring Marasmius), 2813 nucleotides. RefSeq lists its product as uncharacterized. The record is from RefSeq and is a predicted model, not a curated record. Bases 581 to 2422 code for a protein of 613 amino acids. The transcript has 3 exons. Gene Ontology annotation, molecular function: protein binding. Lineage: Eukaryota; Fungi; Basidiomycota; Agaricomycetes; Agaricales; Marasmiaceae.
CAAUCCCGUUCCUUUGUCUCGAUAAUUCCGGUUACUCACCUUAUACUUCUUUCUCAGUAGAGCUGCUACUGACAAUCCAUCGGAAUAGUCCGCGAUAGUGAAGGCCAAGGAACGGGUAUCGUCAAAGGAGAAAAGACGAGGCCGUAGGAAAGAACGGGAGGGGACGAGCAUCAUUGCAUUAAGCCACGCUGGUCAAUGGGCCCUAUUUAACGCGCUGGGGAAUUCAAGGCCAUGUUCAGUGUCUCUCUUUCCGUUAUAAGAGCCAAUUCUGUUUGCUCCUUUCUCUUCUCCAAAUAGUGUCCUCCCAGUCCAUCCAGGCGUACCCAGUCUUUCCUAUCGACCACAUAUCCAUAUUCUUACCCCGAAUUGCUGGUCCCGGUAUUGGCGAUAUAAACGAAGGAAGAAUAGAGCAUAUUUCCGUAUCAACGCCCCAAUUCAGCCUUUCACGCCUACAGCACCAAAUAACCGCUUUGACUACGGCGUGCGCUCAACUUAGAGCCAUCUUUUUUGGGUGAUUUGUGCCCAGGCCUGCUCCCUUUCUUACCACAUACAGUAAAAUUUCCCGUACAUUCACACUGAGAUGUCCCACCGUGGCCAACACAAUCAUCGUGGACGUGCCAGUUCAAGAGGCCACGCGCAGAUGUCGCGCGGUCGUGGUAUGGUUGCCGCUCCAGUCGUGGCUUCUAACCAACCCAUAACGUCGGUACCUCCAGCCUCCGUGCCCAUGGACCCAUCGGCCCUCUUGAGGAGGCGAGCCGAACAGAUUGCCAUCGAAGAAAAACGGCUGAAGGACGUUAUAAAUGGUUUCUUGAGUAGUUAUGAACCUCAUCCAUUAUCCCAAACCGAAAUCGACGCCAUACGGGACGAAUGUAACUCUCUCGCAGCUCAGGUGGACCAGUUGGUUGACGCUCGUCCUAAUCCUCCGGCAGUUGAAUCUGAACUUGAGCAAAAGAUUUGGCUGAAGAGGCUCGAAUACAGGGUCAAAUAUUUUCGCAUCUUCCCUAUUAACGACCUUCCCAACGAGAUCAUCUCCAACAUACUUCGUUUUGUUGUUUGGUCUGCGCCUAACCCUCCCCUCGGUAUUCUAUGGCGCCUAUACAUAACGUGGGUCUGCAAACAUUGGCGCCAUGCUGCAAUUUCAGACCCAACUUUGUGGAAUGCCAUCUGGUUUAGAGAUCCUCCCCCAUUCACUCGCUCACUAGCGUGGGUCGACAGAGCAGGAUCCUCACAGCUGGAUCUCAGAAUAAAUGACAGCGAAAAGAAAAGAUUCACCGAUAUCGACGUGAAGCCCCUGCUCAUCCAGCUCGAACCCAAGGUUUCCAAUCUUCGAAUGCUCAUCCUUUUGUUCGAAGAUUGGGAGCCUAUUUUAGCGAUCCUACAGUGGAUGGACCAGGUCGGCCGACGCGGUAUACCCUACAAUCUUGAGCGAUUCGAACUUCAUCGCACGGGAUCGCCGUAUAUCUGGCCUGGGAUGCAUUUCACUCCCAUUGGUUAUGGAAACGCGACCUUUUCCCUCUUUGGAGGCCAGAACGUUCCCUCGUUAUCGUACUUCACUCUGAAUGGGGUCCAUCUUGAUUGGAAUGAGUCGGUUUUGGAAAACCUCACCACGAUCGACCUUCGUCGCAUGCCUGUUUUUCUCUGUCCAUCCCUUACCCGGUUUCGCGAAAUACUAGAAUCCAGUCCCCGACUUGCAAAGCUCUCCUUAGAUGGCGCGGGGCCAGGCGGAUCACCAAACCCCAAUCAUGGUCUACCUCCUAUCGAACUCUCCCAUCUCAAAACACUCGUCCUCGCCAACUUUGCGAACCCUUACAUUCAAGCAAUCUUGUCUCAUUUUACUGCGCCUAAUCUUAGAGACCUCACUUUUAUGAAUCUUUUUCAGGGUGACUAUGCUCCGUUGUAUGAGUAUGUCACUUCUAGGUUUCCGACCGUCAGACUCCUCACACUCUACACCAUCGAACUACUCCCGAGCGCUAUCGACCCCUUCAUAAGGUGGCUCAAUUCGAUGCCUGAGCUAGUCUAUCUCCGUCUUGCUGCACUUCCACCGGAGGUUUUAGCCAGUUUUCUCUACGAGCCCGAACAUCUCGUGCGACAUCCCGCGCUCAAGGAUAAGCAACUCGCUACCCGAAUGCGUAUGCGCCCCGACCCUCCCCGUCGCCGUCGGGUCUCCAAACCACAUGAACCCAAGAUUGUCUGCCCUAAGCUUGAUAUUAUCGAGUGUCAACGAAUGGAUGAAUCGUUGUUAAUCGACUUUGGGAAAGCAAGAGCAAUGCUUGGUACUCCUAUGGGCAAGAUAUAUGUUUCCCCCGAAUUGGCGAAGAACAUGGGCGAGCGAAUGUAUUUGGAGUGCAAAGAGGUCUACGGGGCGAUUCAUAUUAUCGACGUUGGGGCGAAGACGCCGGAGGAAGAGAGUCUCUUGAAUUGAAUUUCCCUUGGUUAUCUCUGUGGCGGAAAGCGGAUAAUAAAGAAUGGAAAGUUGUAUACACCAGCUACAGCAGCAGUCAUUAAACCUGUAUCGAUGGCUUUUUCUCCCUUCUCCCUCUCUCUCUCUCCCUCUCACUCUCACUCUCAAUUGACUAUCCUAAUCUACCUCAUCAUUAGCAUGGAUUCUCGUUCACAGUUAAUCAACAACUUCCUGUUCAUCUACUACAUCUGUUCCCCAUUUUCUCUUCUCGAGAUUUGAAAAAAAAGUCUGACUCUUCAUUGCACAUUCCCCUUUGUUUUCAUCAGUUUCAUCAACGCAGUACUUACUGUAUUACCAGUAUUUCCCUACAUGUUUCUUAAAAAUCUCUACAGCAAUGAAUCCAGCUUGCGAC